AUGGCUCACGAUCAUACCGUACUAGCAAACCGGGUAACUUUUCCUUCAUUCCCUUCCCUUCCCUUCCUUCCUUCCUUCCUUCCUUCCUUCCUUCCCUUCCUUCCUUCCUUCCUUCCUUCCUUCCUUCCUCCCUCCCUUCCUUCCUUCCUUCCUUCAUUCCUUUCUUCCCUUCCUUCCUUCCUUCCUUCCUUCCUUCCUUCCUUCCUUCUUUCCCCCCUUCCUUCCUUCCUUCCUUCCUUCUUUCCCCCUUCCUUCCUUCCUUCCUUCCUUCAUUCCUCCCUCCCUUCCUUCAUUCCUUCCUUCCUUCAUUCCUCCUUCCUUCCUUCCUUCCUUCCUUCCUUCCUUCCUUCCUUCAUUUCUUCUUCCCUUCCUUCUUUCCCCCUUCCUUCUUUCCCCUUCCUUCCUUCCUUCCUUCUUCCCUUCCCUUCCUUCAUUCCUUCCUUCAUUCCUCCCUCCUUCCUUCCUUCCUUCAUUCCUUCCUUCCUUCCUUCCUUCCUUCCUUCCUUCCUUCCUUCAUUUCUUCUUCCUUCCUUCUUUUUUUCCUUCCUUCCUUCCUUCCUUCCUUCCUUCCUUCCUUCAUUCCUCCCCUCCCUCCCUCCCUCCCCUCCCUUCCUUCAUUCCUUCCUUCCUUCCCCCUUCCUUUCUUUCUUUCUUUCUUUCUUUCUUUCUUUCUUUCUUUCUAUCUCGUCUGUUAAUUUCUUUCUUGCUUUCUAUCUAUCUAUCUAUUUAUGGGCACCUCGGCGUGGUGUAAUGCCGGGCUUAGAAAAUCAAUAUCUAUUUAUCUAUCUGUGGUUGCUGUCUUUUUUGAUUAAACCAAAAAGAGCCCCUCAAGGUAGUUGGUUACUGUUAUUUCUUUCUUUCUUUCUUUCUUUCUGUUCAUUUCUAUCUAUCUAUCUAUCUCAGUUUGUUUCUUUCUUUCUUUCUCGGUCUGUUCAUAUCUAUCUAUCUAUCCAUCUCAGACUUGAUAAAAUCAAUUUAUCUGUCGUCUUUUUCAUAUCCAUCUAUCUAUCCAUCUAUCUAUCUCUCUAUAAAUUUUCAUAUCUAAACAUGAAUAGUCUUCUAUCUAUCUGA
Molecule: messenger RNA, 1071 nt
Organism: Acanthosepion pharaonis
Lineage: Eukaryota; Metazoa; Mollusca; Cephalopoda; Sepiida; Sepiidae
Source: the annotation of a GenBank genome assembly